Molecule: messenger RNA, 1706 nt
Organism: Fundulus heteroclitus (mummichog)
Lineage: Eukaryota; Metazoa; Chordata; Actinopteri; Cyprinodontiformes; Fundulidae
Gene: nucb1
Product: nucleobindin 1
Exons: 13
Coding region: 91-1452 (453 amino acids)
Cellular component (GO): endoplasmic reticulum-Golgi intermediate compartment; extracellular exosome
Molecular function (GO): calcium ion binding
Source: RefSeq, a predicted model, not a curated record
UGAAGCUAGCAUGUUGAAACUGUGCUGCAUUCGCGUGACGUGGUUCAUAUCCGGGAGCAAAAACAGAUUCGUGGAUUUUUAAAACUACACAUGCGGAGGAUGGACGUGACGCCCGGCCGGCCGCUGCUGCUGCUGCUGCUGCUGCUCUCUGCAGCCGUGUGGUCGGUUCCCAUCGAGCGUAACGGAGGAGACCAGGAGCCCAAGCAGGAAGCCCAGGAGGAGAACAUGGACACGGGGCUGUACUACGACCGGUACCUCAGGGAGGUGAUCGAGGUUCUGGAGACGGACCCUCACUUCAGAGAGAAGCUGCAGACGGCCAACACCGAGGACAUCAAGAACGGUCGUCUGAGUAAGGAGCUGGACCUGGUGGGCCAUCAUGUGAGGACCCGUCUGGACGAGCUGAAGCGGCAGGAAGUGUCUCGCCUCAGGAUGCUGCUGAAGGCCAAACUGGACAGCACCAACACUCAGAGUCUGCAGAUGGACCACACCUCGUUGCUGAAGCAGUUUGAACAUCUGGAUCCUCACAACCAGAACACCUUUGAGGCCAAAGACCUGGAGCUGCUCAUCUCCACCGCCACUAAGGACCUGGAGAACUACGACGCAGAGCGGCACGAGGAGUUCAAGCGCUACGAGAUGCUGAAGGAGCACGAGAGGCGGGAGUACCUGAAGGGCCUGGACCAGGAGAAGAGGGACCAGGAGGAGAAGAGACUGCAGGAGCUGAAGGAGAAGCACCGGCAGCAUCCUAAGGUCAACGCUCCGGGCAGCGUCGCUCAGCUGCGGGAGGUUUGGGAGGAGACGGAUGGAUUAGAUCCUCAGGAGUUCAACCCUAAAACCUUCUUCAAACUACACGACACCAAUGAGGAUGGAGUUUUAGAUGAGCAGGAGCUAGAGGCUCUCUUCACCAAAGAGCUGGAGAAGGUCUACGACCCGAAGAACGAGGAGGACGACAUGAUGGAGAUGGAGGAAGAACGGCUGAGGAUGAGGGAGCAUGUCAUGAAAAAUGUGGAUCUAAACAAAGAUCGACUCGUCAGCCUGGAGGAGUUCCUGCGAUCCACCGAGAAGAAGGACUUUAAUAAUCCCAAAGAGUGGGAGACGCUGGAUGCGAAGCCGCUGUACACGGAGGAAGAGCUCCAGCGAUUUGAGGCGGAGCUUCGGGACAAAGAGGAGGAGCUGAAGAGGAAGGCAGAGACUCUUCAUCAGGAGCAGGAGCUGCUGAAGGAGAGAGGAAAAGCCCUGGAGGCGCAGAAAAGAGAAUAUCAGCAGGCGGUUCUAGAAAUGUCUCAGAGGCAGAAAGAGCAGCAGGCCGCCGGUAACGGGCCGCCUCCUGCAGGUCCUAACGGAGAGCUGCAGUUUCAGCCGCAGACACAGAAACCUGAAGAGGCCAAGGCUCCUGCAGAGGCCCAAAGCAAUCUGCCUGCAGAACCUCCUCAGAACCUGCCCGUACACACUUAGAGCAGCACACCGAGGCGCGUGUGUGAAACGGGAAUAAAAUAAGUUACACGGUUAUAAAAGAAGACGAACCAGCUUGUUGAUCAUGACAUGUUUGCUGUGUGUUCAUCUCUGUGGUCUAUAUUAGAUUAAGGACUUAAAACACACCAGGUUUUAGUGCAUGUAUGUUCAGGUAUCUUCAGUUUCAGUGAAGUUUUAAUUCAUGCAAUGUUGUCUGUGUGAUAUAAGAAAUAAAUCUUUAAUUGAGAGCCUCCGAA